GUAUUGCUCUUUGCCGAGGUUAUAUGAAUUGUUAUUGUUUGCUUCAUUUUGAACGCUAUCAGAUUGGUGCAGUUUCAGAUUUUCAGUUAUCCAGACUUACUAGCUUCGAAGGUUUGCAUGGUUGUUCAAGGAGUCAUCAAUCUAGCUAUCACUAGGAGGAUUCCAGGAAAAGGGAUGCAUAGAAUAUCAGAAGCACAUAUAGGACGAUACACCUGUUUAUGAGGGCUUGUUGAGGUCCUGGUCUCUGUAAAGCUGAAAAUCG
Messenger RNA from Linum tenue, 262 nucleotides. The record is from the annotation of a GenBank genome assembly. NCBI's taxonomy places the organism in Eukaryota, Viridiplantae, Streptophyta, Magnoliopsida, Malpighiales, Linaceae.